This is a messenger RNA of Lolium perenne, 1783 nucleotides long. RefSeq lists its product as uncharacterized. NCBI's taxonomy places the organism in Eukaryota, Viridiplantae, Streptophyta, Magnoliopsida, Poales, Poaceae. The record is from RefSeq and is a predicted model, not a curated record.
CAGGAAAACAGGUGUCCACACCACGCCGGCCAGAAGCGCGAUGCCUUCCUCUUCCUCCAUCGACCCUUACCAUAGCGUUGUCGGCGCCACCGACCUCGACGCCUCCGCCGCCGUUGUGCCGUCGAGGGGGCGGUCGGGGCGCGGACGCCCCGAGGAGUUCGCCUCGUUCCUGCGCACGCAGGACGAGGUCGACGCGAUCUGCAACGAGCACGGCGUCCCCAAGGAGUUCAGUGCGCGCCCCGCCGGCGAGCUGCGCGCGAACUCGAGGCCUCCACCUGGUGCCAUCUGCGUGUGCUCCCGGGCGUUGGAGGCCGGGAUGCCCGUCCCGCUACACGGCUUCUUCCGCGAGGCGGUCGCCCACUUCGGCCUCGCGCCGACCCAGAUCACGCCCAACGGGUGGCGCAUCAUGGCGGGCUUCCUCGUCCUCUGUCGCUCCGUCGGCGUGCGGCCGUCGCUCGCAGUGUUCCGGCGGUUGUUCCUGCUGUCCAACGUGAGGCAAAGGCAAGGAUGGUACUUUUUCCGAUCCAGGGACAGGGACAGCUCCGGCUUGCGCUUCACGGGGAUGCCCCACCCGAACUGGAUCUCCUUCAAGUACUGGAAACAAGAGUUCUUCUUCCUCUCGUCGCCGGAGCCGUGGCCUUGCCCCGUGGAGUGGGGCGAGCCAUCAAAAAGCUCCUUCGCAAACCCCGUGCUCACCGGCGAGGAAAAGAAAUCAGCGGCGAAGCUUCUUCGUGCUCACGGCGGUGCCGCCGUUGAUCUCAGGACGUACCUCUGUAAGAGCAACCUUGCAGCCGCCAUGGAGAGCACUGCAUUCGCAUUGCUGCCCCCGCCGCCGGCGACUUCUUCCCCUACCUGUAUUAUGUCCAGUUCCGAAGGGAUGGAUCCUUCUGUCUACCACACGAGGAAGACUAUGCUGGCAGAGAAGGCAGCCGCGCAGGCGUCGCCGCCGUUAUGCUUGAAGAAGAGGAGCCUGGAGGAAGCCAACGGCAAGGACAGUCUGCCCCCUUCAAUGCUGAACACGGCGCUAUCAUCCGGCGUGUGCUCGCCACCGCCAGGCUUCGCCCGGAAGCCACGACGCUUCCCCAGCAGGCACGACGGAGACGGCACGGGCUGGGUGGCUACACGGGAGCAGGAGAAGACGAAGGCCGAGCUCGCCGCGACGGGGGCGGAGCUGGCGAAGGCGACAGCCAGGCUCGCCGCGGCGGAGGCGGAGGUGGUGAAGGCGAUGGCAGAGCUCACAGCAGCGACGCGAGCAGCAUAUGCGGAACAGGAGAAGGCAAGGCCCGAGCUCGCCGUGGAGGGGGCGAAGGCCAGACUCGCCGCGGCGAAGCGUGCGCUGGAGGAGGAGCUGGAGAGCGUCAAGGCGGCGGCGGUGCACCAGCUCCUGUGCUGCGAGGAGCACGUGCGGCGGCGGGCGGAGCAUGCGCUGGAGGGGUACCGGCGCUGGCGAACUGCUCGUGUCGCUUGGUUAGCUCGGUGAUCAGAUUUUUUGACUGGAAAUGUUCUUCAGGACUUCAGCUUCCGUUCAUCGGCGGAGCGUCAGUGGAGAUCAGGAACACAUCUUUGCCUGCUCCAUGCGCUCAGGUACUGUACGCAUACGACACGUGGCACUGAUGUCCGCAGAACGGUUCUGUCUUGGACAUCAUUUCGCUAGUGAGAGCAUGUCAAACUGGUAAAACAGAAUAAUAACCGCCGAUUUACGGGUUUAGUUUAAAAAAAUGAUGUAAAUCAGUAAUUGUAAAUACGUUCGGCCCGAAUUUUUUUUACAGCUCACACCUGAAAA